AUGAAGCAGAGCUUCUCCAUGAUCCGGGUCAAAGACCAUCUAGGCCGUUCUAGGUGUCUCUACGAAUCUUCGUUGAGUCGGAGGGGUUCUCGGUUACAUGUUAUUGUAACAGGUGAGGCAUCGCUUGGAGGCACUAGUGACGGCGUAUUAUGGCAUUGUCAAGUGCCCACUGGGUUCCUCCGAGCCUACGCAUUUCUCAAAGCUAAAAUGCAUGGAUCUAUUCCUGAUCGCCUCACCUCACGACUGACAUGGGCCCUUGUGUCUCAAGUGGGCGCUCGUGCUCAUCUUGUAGGCAUUCAAGGGAUAGGGAUGGAUCGCAAAGGCAAAAUUGAGCAGGUAUAUGCGAUGAACGGAGAUUCCACAAGUGACGCGAAACAAUCCACCCCUGCGGUGUUCGUCAAUGGUGGUCGUUCUGUAGUAUUCCAUAGCAGAGAGUCUUCUUGUUUGGUCUGGAACAAAAUGAAAGACGAGGUCUGGAUCUUGGAGAUAGCCGUCGCAGGCUCUGACCAUGCAUCUCAUUCAUACAUCGUCACGGGAACCGCACAAGGCCUUUUGUCGUGGUGCAACUCCCCUCCCGAUCAGUGA
Messenger RNA from Suillus plorans, 585 nucleotides. RefSeq lists its product as uncharacterized. The record is from RefSeq and is a predicted model, not a curated record. The transcript has 7 exons. The coding region runs from base 1 to 585 and encodes 194 amino acids. Lineage: Eukaryota; Fungi; Basidiomycota; Agaricomycetes; Boletales; Suillaceae.